Molecule: messenger RNA, 627 nt
Organism: Pocillopora meandrina
Lineage: Eukaryota; Metazoa; Cnidaria; Anthozoa; Scleractinia; Pocilloporidae
Source: the annotation of a GenBank genome assembly
AUGAAAGACGACUUCCACUAUCUGAAUGUGUCUCUCGUUGGGAAAUCCACGGUGUAUGACGCCAUGGACUGCGCCUUUGAAUGUCUCAGCAGUCCUUUGUGUUUUUCCUUUAACUUGGCCACCUUCAGAAGAGCUAAAGGAAAAUUUUUGUGCAAGGUACUUUCCACUGAUAAAUACAGAACCGCCACACAAUAUGGUGGAAAUAUGAGUUCGCAUCGCUUCUCCACUGCGGUAGGUAUCCUUAAGUGUCUUGAUCAUAGCUCCUUUCUCGAAAUGCUUCUCUCAAGCGUGAUUUCCUCGUCCUGUCUGAGCAUAUACUAUACACUUCAAUGAAUGAUGCACAGAAAGUUGCUCAAAGAUGCGUCCUUUGUUGUUGAUAGAAACACAACUAUGCUGAUGAGUUCGUGACUAACAACUUUACUUUACACAUCUAUAUCGAUUUAUUAGUUAUUCAUUUAUUUAUUUUUGCAGUCUCCUUGUUCUUCCUCACCAUGUCAAAACCAAGCUAUGUGUGUGACGAAUUACAAAUAUGGUACCUUUAAAUGUCUCUGUGGAGAAGGCUUCACAAGUGAGUUCUGGGAAAAUGGAGUAGAUAGCAGACACAACUGUUGUUUAAUUAUUAUUAUU